Messenger RNA from Nycticebus coucang (slow loris), 4652 nucleotides. It is a transcript of the gene BRIP1, whose product is annotated as BRCA1 interacting helicase 1. NCBI's taxonomy places the organism in Eukaryota, Metazoa, Chordata, Mammalia, Primates, Lorisidae. The transcript has 20 exons. Gene Ontology annotation, biological process: nucleotide-excision repair; double-strand break repair involved in meiotic recombination. The record is from RefSeq and is a predicted model, not a curated record. Gene Ontology annotation, molecular function: DNA helicase activity; hydrolase activity, acting on acid anhydrides, in phosphorus-containing anhydrides; ATP binding. Gene Ontology annotation, cellular component: nucleus. Bases 170 to 3799 code for a protein of 1209 amino acids.
AAGGUGUAGCCGCCGCGAGCCCGCAAACCAGGUUGGGGGAGUAGCCGCUCAGUGAGGAAGAGACAGAGGAUUAAGGCUUGUGCCCUCUUACCUCUUCCAGGGCUCCGCUUUAUUUGCUCUCAGAAAUCGGUUUUCUUUUCUGAGAAUCUGAAAUAAACAAGAAAGAACAAUGUCUUCAAUGUGGUCUGAAUAUACAAUCGGUGGAGUGAAGAUUAAUUUUCCUUAUAAAGCUUACCCAUCACAGCUUGCUAUGAUGAAUUCUAUUGUCAGAGGAUUAAACAGUAAACAACAUUGUUUGUUGGAGAGUCCCACAGGAAGUGGAAAAAGCUUAGCUUUACUUUGUUCUGCUUUAGCAUGGCAACAAUCUCUUAGCGGGAAGCCAGAGGAUGAGGGGUUGAGUAAAAAGGCUGAAGAACCAUUGUCAUGUUGUUGUACAUGCCAUUCAAGGAAUUUUGCAAAUGAUGACAUGAACCAGGAAACUUCACAUCAUUUUAACAGUUCAAGUACACCACCUUCUGAAGGAAAUGGUACUUCAUCAGUUUGUCAAGACUCUCCUGAAAAAACCACUCUGGCUGCAAAGUUAUCUGCUAAGAAACAGGCAUCCAUAUACAGAGAUGAAAAUGAUGAUUUUCAAGUAGAGAAGAAAAGAAUUCGACCCUUAGAAACUACACAGCAGAUUAGAAAACGUCAUUGUUUUGAAAAGGAAGGGCACCAUUUGGAUGCAAAAGUUGCUUCUGGAAAGACCAUGGAUCCCAAAUCUCCUUUAGGAAAAAUAAACUUCUUUUCUCCACAAAAUCCCCCUGGCUCCUGUUCUAAGUGCUGUUCUACUAAACAAGGAAAUUGUCAAGAAUCUUCAAAUACCACUAAGAAGGAUCAUGGGGGGAAAUUCAAGAUACCUAAAAUAUAUUUUGGGACACGCACACACAAGCAGAUUGCUCAGAUUACUAAAGAGCUCCGGAGGACAGCAUACUCAGGGGUCCCAAUGACUAUUCUUUCCAGCAGGGAUCAUACUUGUGUUCAUCCUGAAGUAGUCGGCAACUUCAAUAGAAAUGAAAAGUGCAUGGAAUUGCUGGAUGGAAAAAAUGGAAAAUCCUGCUAUUUUUAUCAUGGUGUUCAUAAAGUUAGUAAUCAACACACACUGCAGACUCUCCAAGGGAUGUCUGAAGCCUGGGAUAUAGAGGAACUUGUCAGCCUGGGAAAGAAACUAAAGGCCUGUCCAUACUACAUGGCUCGAGAACUAAUAGAAGAUGCUGACAUAAUAUUUUGUCCCUACAACUAUCUUCUAGAUGCACAAAUAAGAGAAAGUAUGGAUUUAAAUUUGAAAGAACAGAUUGUCAUUUUAGAUGAAGCCCAUAACAUUGAGGACUGUGCUCGGGAAUCAGCAAGUUACAGUGUGACAGAAGUUCAGCUUCGGUUUGCUCGAGAUGAACUAGAUAGUUUGGUUAACAAUAAUAUACGGAAGAAAGACCACGAACCCCUACGAGCUGUGUGCUAUAGCCUCAUUAAUUGGUUAGAAGCAAAUUCUGAACAUCUUAUAGAACGAGAUUAUGAAUCAUCUUGUAAAAUAUGGAGUGGAAAUGAAAUGCUCUUAAAUUUACACAGAAUGGGCAUCACUACUGCUACUUUUCCUAUUUUGCAGGGACAUUUUUCUGCUGUUCUUCAAAAAGAAGAAAAAGUCUCAGCAAUUUAUGGCAAAGAAGAGACAAGAGAAGUACCUAUUAUUAGUGCUUCAACUCAGAUAAUGCUCAAAGGACUUUUUAUGGUGCUUGACUAUCUUUUUAGGCAAAAUAGCAGAUUUGCAGAUGAUUAUAAAAUUGCUAUUCAACAGACUUACUCCUGGAUAAGUGAGACUAAUGUUUCAGAUAAGAAUAUGUUCUUUGCUCUUCCAAAAAAUAAGAAACGUUCACGACAGAAAACUGCAGUGCAUGUGCUAAACUUUUGGUGCUUAAAUCCAGCUGUGGCCUUUUCAGAUAUUAAUGGCAAAGUUCGGACUAUUGUUUUGACAUCCGGUACAUUAUCACCAAUGAAAUCCUUUUCAUCAGAACUUGGUGUAACAUUUACUAUCCAACUGGAGGCUAAUCAUGUCAUUAAAAACUCACAGGUUUGGGUUGGUACCCUUGGGUCAGGCCCCAAGGGUCGGAAUCUCUGUGCUACCUUCCAGCAUACUGAAACAUUUGAGUUCCAAGAUGAAGUGGGAACACUUCUGUUAUCUGUGUGCCAGACUGUGAGCCAAGGAAUUUUGUGUUUCUUGCCAUCUUACAAAUUAUUAGAAAAAUUAAAAGAACGUUGGCUCUCCACUGGCUUGUGGCAUAAUUUGGAGUUGGUGAAGACAGUCAUUGUAGAACCACAGGGAGGAGAAAAAACUAACUUUGAUGAAUUGCUGCAGAUAUACUACGAUGCAAUCAAGUUUAAAGGAGAGAAAGAUGGGGCCCUCCUGGUAGCAGUUUGUCGUGGUAAAGUGAGUGAGGGUCUGGAUUUCUCAGAUGACAACGCCCGUGCUGUCAUAACAAUAGGAAUUCCUUUUCCAAAUGUGAAAGAUCUACAGGUUGAAUUAAAGCGAAAAUACAACGAUCAUCAUUCAAAAUUGAGAGGUCUUUUAUCUGGCCGUCAGUGGUAUGAAAUUCAAGCAUAUAGGGCCUUAAAUCAGGCCCUAGGUAGGUGUAUUCGACACAGGAAUGAUUGGGGAGCUCUUAUUCUGGUGGAUGAUCGCUUCAGGAGUAACCCAAAUCGCUAUAUAUCUGGACUUUCUAAAUGGAUACGACAACAGAUUCAGCACCAUUCAACCUUUGAAAGUGCUCUGGAAUCCUUGACUGAAUUUUCUAAAAAGCACCAAAAGGUCACGAAUGUAUCCAAAAAGGAAGGAAAGUAUAUACAGAACAAUGAGUCUACAUUUGAAGUUACCUGUUUGAAGGACAAUACUCCAACUUACUUAUUGGAAGCAGCAAAUCAUCUAUCACCAGAAAAUACUAGGGAAGAUGAAGCAAAAAUAUGUGUUCGGGAACCACAAAGUCCUGAAAUGAUUACUAAAAAUUCAUAUCUACCAAGCGGCAUCAUUUCCAGAAAGGAGAAAAAUGAUCCAGCAUUCUUAGAAGAAUCUAUCCAAACAAUGAACACAGAAAAAAUUGUGAUUUCCAGAUCCACAAGCCCAACUUUCAGCAAACAAACAAAUAGAGUCAACUGGGAUAGCUUUAAAAUACUGAGUGCAGCACCUGAACUCAGGUCAUCAGAGAAUUGUGCCUCUAUUCCUUUCAGUUUCAAAACAGAAAGGAUGAGAAGUAAAAGUGUUUUGCCAUUCAGUGAUAAAUGUGAAUCUUCAAAUUUGACACUAAACACAUCAUUUGGGUCAUGCUCUCAAUCAGAAACCAUUAUUUCACCAAUAAAGAUUGAUGCUUCUCUUACUAAAAAUAAUGAUUCCAAACAUCCAAUCUGCAGUGAAGAAACCGUGGAUCCACAUAUUGAAUUGUCUCUAGUAAGUGAAGAAGCUAAAUAUUCCACUCCAAAUAGAGCUUUUGAAACCGAAGAAGAUGAAUCUAUCUAUUUUACUCCUGAACUUUAUGAUCCUGUAGAUACAGAUGAAAAAAAUAAUGACCUAGUUGAAACUGAAAGAGGCAAUAUAUUGGCUAAUAAUUCAAAUUGUGUUUUAGCUGAAAACCUUUUUGAAACUAAAACUGUGGAAGGAGUGGAUUCAGUUGGUGAAAUGAAAGCGGAGACUUGCACGAAGUUGAAUGGAAUCAUGCCUGUUAAAGAAAAUAAAAUUAGCAACAUUGAUGGUAAUGCAGAUACAACUUGGAUAAAUUAAUUGGAAAACUCAUGAAGUGGAAAUAAAGAACUUUAAAUAGUCUCCUUUCAAAAGUAAAGGUGUAUUCCCUAGUGUUCAGUAAUAAUACUCUCAACCUGUAAAAAUAUGUCGUCAUACUUAUGUUAAACUCUAUUAUAAGUAAUAGUUUGUACAUAGGAUAAGUAGGGUACUUUUAAAAUUUUUUAAAAUAUAUUUUUCACUUUAAUUCAUUGUCAUCAGAUUUUUCAAUCUAUUUUAUGUUCAGAAAUACAAGCUUUACUAUUUGAUAAAAUGAUCCAUACAAAAUAUUUUCCUCCAAAUAUGUCUUUAAAAGCUAAGUGCAGUUUAAAAUUAAUCAAUCUGAUAGCUAUUUAGAGUUUUCUAUAGCACUUCCAAUUAUAUAAAUAUUCAUAUGUUGUGAUUCUCUUCAUCCAUUUGUUUUCAUACUGGUACAUAAUAGAAAAGUCUAGCAUACCUCAGCCAUGUUUCACUGUAGAUUUUACUCAAAUCUGUCUCAAAUUUUUUUUAAAAUCACUUUUGUCUUGAAAAAUUUAUUCCCUUAUUAAACUGCCUACCUAUAAACAAUUAAGAGAAAUUAAAGAAAAAAGCAGUAUAAUUUUUAAUUGAAACUAUUCUACUUUUUUGUUUGAUAAACCUAAAAUCAAACAUGUUAUAAACAAAGUUAUGUAAAAUUAAAGAAUGCCAAGUGAAGUACUCCAAAGUUUUAAUUCUAAUCAUUUUGCUUCAUCAUCAUUGUGGAAAAUAAGCGAUAUGUUCUGGCAUAAUGCCUUAGUUAUACAAUUAUUAAGAUAGAAAACUUCAUAUAUAAAUUUGAUAAGCAAACCCACACACACACACACACAAAUAUAUAAAU